AUGGCGAUUAGGGCUCGUCACCCUAACGUUCUCUCUCUCGUUCUUAUCUCCUUUCUCUCCAUCGCUUCUGCUAAGGUUUUCUUCGAAGAACGCUUCGAAGAUGGAUGGGAAAGUCGUUGGGUAAAAUCUGAGUGGAAGAAGGAUGAGAAUUUGGCCGGAGAAUGGAACUACACCUCUGGGAAAUGGAACGGAGAUGCUAAUGAUAAAGGUAUUCAAACAAGUGAAGAUUACCGAUUCUAUGCUAUCUCUGCUGAAUUCCCUGAAUUCACCAACAAGGAUAACACCUUAGUCUUCCAAUUUUCUGUCAAGCAUGAACAGAAGCUUGACUGUGGUGGUGGAUACAUGAAGUUGCUUAGCGGCGACGUUGAUCAGAAGAAAUUUGGAGGUGACACUCCUUACAGUAUCAUGUUUGGUCCAGAUAUCUGUGGUUACAGUACCAAGAAAGUACAUGCUAUUUUGACCUACAAUGACACAAACCAGUUGAUCAAGAAGGAUGUUCCAUGUGAGACUGACCAACUUACACAUGUUUACACCUUUAUCAUCCGUCCGGAUGCAACCUACAGCAUCUUGAUCGAUAAUGUUGAGAAGCAAACUGGUAGCCUCUACACUGAUUGGAAUCUCCUUCCUGCAAAGAAAAUUAAGGAUCCUGAGGCCAAGAAGCCAGAAGAUUGGGAUGACAAAGAGUUUAUUCCUGAUCCCGAGGACAAGAAACCAGAGGGAUAUGAUGACAUCCCUAAAGAAGUUGCAGACUCUGAUGCCAAAAAGCCUGAAGACUGGGAUGAUGAGGAAGAUGGUGAGUGGACUCCACCUACCAUUGCCAACCCAGAGUACAAGGGACCAUGGAAGCCAAAGAAAAUUAAGAACCCUAACUACAGUGGAAAGUGGAAGGCACCAUUGAUUGACAACCCAGACUUCAAGGAUGACCCUGACCUAUAUGUUUUCAAGUUGAAGUAUGUUGGUAUUGAAUUGUGGCAGGUGAAAUCUGGUACAUUGUUUGACAAUGUUGUUAUUACUGAUGAUCCCGAGUAUGCCAAGCAACUAGCUGAAGAAACAUGGGGCAAACAAAAGGACGCUGAGAAGGCAGCAUUUGAUGAGGCUGAGAAGAAGAAAGAAGAGGAGGAAUCAAAGGAUGAUCCUGUUGACUCUGAUGCCGAAGAGGAUGAUGAAGAUACUGAUGAUGCUAGCCACGACUCUGAUGCUGAAUCAAAGACAGAGGCUGGUGAAGACAGUAAUGAAGCCAAUAAAGAGGAUGUACAUGAUGAGCUCUAG
Vicia faba (fava bean) is the source of this 1269-nucleotide messenger RNA. The record is from the annotation of a GenBank genome assembly. Lineage: Eukaryota; Viridiplantae; Streptophyta; Magnoliopsida; Fabales; Fabaceae.